Molecule: messenger RNA, 778 nt
Organism: Heterocephalus glaber (naked mole-rat)
Lineage: Eukaryota; Metazoa; Chordata; Mammalia; Rodentia; Bathyergidae
Product: protein S100-A15A
Source: RefSeq, a predicted model, not a curated record
CACGCGGUGGAGGAGUCCCUCUUCAACACCAUCCACUGCUGCCACCAGUAUGCAGCCCGGGAAGGGGACGUGGGGACCCUGUUCCUGGAGGAGCUGAAGGCCCUGCUCAUGGACAGUGUGCCCCGCUGCGUGGAGACCCUGGGCCGGAAGGAGCCAUACUACAUCGCAGAGCUGUUCCGGGCAGCAGACAAGAGCAAGGACAAGCAGAUCUGCUUGGACAAGUUCCUCUACAUCCUGGGCAAGCUGCUGAAGGACUGUCACCUGCGGUUCCACCGGCAGUUGUGUGCCCGUUACUCUGCCCAGCACAGCCUCUACUGGAGGGAGGGCAGGUGGAGCCUGUGCCUGGUGAGGUGGUCCCAGGAGAGGAGCCAAGCGGAGGACUCUGCUACGUGUCAGCGUGUGUGCAUGUAACGAACAAACUCUCGCACACGUAUUUCCGAGCAUUAUUUGGCACACGGUUCUGGGUGCUAGUCAGCCCAGGAGAAGUGGUCUCCACCCUGGAGAGUGUCCAUUUCCAGGAAGACCCAGUCUGGCUUCGGCUUUCACUCUGUGAGGAAGAGGGGGCUCUUGUCUCAGGCAAGGGACCCUCUUGACAAGGAAGCCAGGCCCCACCAGGGCUCACUGGCCGGCUGCACUGGACAUGGACCCCGAUUUCAAAGGUGUCCUGCCUCGGUGAGCCUCGGUGAGCUUGUACUGUAAGAGGGACUGGUCUGGGCCUGGAAAGCGGGGAGAGUCAUUUCCAAAGGAGGAAACAGCAGUGGGGACCGUGGAGCAUGUU